Messenger RNA from Amaranthus tricolor (Joseph's coat), 450 nucleotides. RefSeq lists its product as uncharacterized. Bases 1 to 450 code for a protein of 149 amino acids. The record is from RefSeq and is a predicted model, not a curated record. NCBI's taxonomy places the organism in Eukaryota, Viridiplantae, Streptophyta, Magnoliopsida, Caryophyllales, Amaranthaceae. The transcript has 3 exons.
AUGGUGUUAUGCGAUAAGAAGUUCCCGAUAAGACUGAAAGGUAAAUUCUACAGAUGUGCCAUUAGGCCAGCUCUGUUGUAUGGGUCAGAGUGUUGGCCUAUUAAGAAGAUUCAUGAACAAAAGAUGGAAGUAGCAGAGAUGCGAAUGCUAAGGUGGAUGUGCGGUAACACAAUUAUGAAUAGAAUUAAGAACAAGGAGUUUAGAGAGAAGUUAGGCGUUGCUCCAUUAUUUGAGAAAAUGCGUGAAAAUAGGUUAAGAUGGUUUAAACAUGUGCAAAGAAAGACUCUCGAUACUCCCGUUAGAAGGAUAGAAAGCAUCAUUGUGGAGGGGUUUCUUCUAUUUGAGGGUAAAAUCGAUCGCUUUCCUCUAAUUCUCCCUGUGAAGGGAGUACGGUGGAGAAAUAUCACUAUCAGUAACAAGUACAAUGAAAUAGAGGAAGUAUUAGAAUAG